AUGACAGCAGCUUACACAGGCACUAUCUGGUACACUAAAGGUCCGCUGGGAAUAAACUCACUCGCACAGAUGCUGCCAAAGAUGUGUAAAGAGGCGGGGACAACAGCUAUCUACACCAAUCACAGCCUCAGGGUGACUGACAUACAGAAGCUGUCAGAUGCAGGUCUUGAAGUGAGGGAGAUCAUGACAUUUUUUGAAGCACCUCCUGUUGAGAUGGCAACCCCAGUGAAGCUGCGGAUCAUCUUUGGCGAGGAUGACAUCCGCAAACUAGUUCUGCCUUCAGGCAUCCCGGGCGCAAUUCAGGACCUCACUGAUGUUAUUCAAAAGACAUUUCGCAUUACAGGAUCAUUCACUGUAAUGUAUCAGGACAUGGAUUUUGAUGGUCAGUUUUUCACUUUGACCUCAAUUGAGGAAGUACAAGAUAAGGCUACCCUCAAACUUGUAAUGACUGAACCAGUAGUCUCAACUCUCAAUCCUGUGGACUUGUCAGACAUAGAAUCCCUAGUACCACAGUCUUCUGAUGCAAGCUCUUGCCACUCAUCUGGAUCUCAGGACACAAUCCUGCUUUCCCACCAAGAUGAAAGUGGAACAUCCUACAGGUCUAAGCCAUGGCCAACUAAGUUUGAAAUACCACCUUUUUCUUAUGACGUAGACCUUGUACUGGAAGCUGGAAACCAGGCUUAUGAAAAGGAAGGCACACUGUUGAUCAACCCGAGAGUAACAAGUAGCAUACUUGACAAGCUAUCAGAGAAAAUAUUUUGCUUCACAGCAUACCCAACUUGUGUCCAGAUUUUAGCUGUAGCUGAAACCUUGGUAGAAAAGUACCCGUGCCUCAAAGAGCCAGGGUCUUUUAAUGGCUUAUAUGGCUGGCAACAGAGGAUCAAGUAUAAAAUGGGCAAUUACCGGGCAAAGUUAAGAGGCCGCCAGCUAGCUAUUCCAGAACUGGAGGUUAACACACUGAAGAGACGAUGCUCCAAUGAAGAGGGUUCAUCUAAAGGCAUCAAAAGGCCGAAGAAAGCUGAAGUGAACUACCUGCCACCACUGCCAUUAGGUGAGACAGAGGAAACUUUAGAGAAGGAGAGACUAGAUUUGCUCAAGGAAAUAAAGAAGAAGAACAAUGGGAAGAUAAUUAAUGAGAAAAUGGAGAAGUCUUUCGCGGUCCGAAGAACAGAGGUUGUAAAUCACUGCCCCACAGUUCAAGACCUCAUGGAACGAUGGCCUUCUCUGUUCAGUGAAACUCAGAUCAAAGAAGAGUUCAAAAGAAUAAUCACAAUUCAUCUAGAGCGAACCUUUUUGUCCAAACUGGACAGGCACACCACCAAACUCGUGGAGAUAUUUAGGAAGAAGGGCGGGAUUGCAGGAACGAAGAUUAGACCAAUGUUGGACUCACUGAGUGAGCAACAUGUUGAAGGCAGAAGAGACAUCAUCAUCAUGGUUGAGUUCCUUGGAGAGUCUGUAGAGGAGCUGAUCAAAGACUACCAGGAUGUGAGCCAAGAAGCAGUGAAAGAGGACUGCAGUCAACACAUCAUGAAGAUCAUUGUCAUCCAUCCAAACGUGGCACAGGAAAAUCAAGAUCCCAGCUACGUGUCGGUAAUCAUAGAGGAGAAAGAAGUUCUGGAGGACUGCAGAAGUGUCACAAAUGCUUGCCUGCUGCUCAUGGGUGUCAUCUAUGCAGUCAAUUUAAGUUACCCACUGAAACUGAAAUACACAUUUGAAGUAUUUCAGAAACUGUUUCUUGAGCUUGACAUCCUCAAAAUGUCUUCAAAAGUCCAGGCUCUCCACAAGAAACUCUUAGCAUGAAUGUUUGCAGUGCUGCAGUGUUUUGAAUCCUUGUGCUUAUGUCCCACAAAGGAAAGGUUUUUUGUUUUUUUUCCGCAUUUCCUGUCAGUGAUCACAGCGAUCCACUACCAAACGGUGUUGAUAGACACUUGAUACAUAUGUUGUUCUUUGUUCUGAGAUUUAAAAGCAAGCAAGACCUUACAUGGACUCUUUAAAUCGUCAACAUGUUUAUGUUGUGGUUAUGAUAAUGCAGUCAAGUUACCCACUGAAACUGAAAUACACACUUGAAGUAUUUCAGAAACUGUUUCUUGAGCUUGACAUCCUUAAAAUGUCUUCAAAAGUCCAGGCUCUCCACAAGAAACUCUUAGCAUGAGUGGUUGCAAUGUUUUGAAUCCUUGUGCGUAUGUCCCACAAAGGAAAUGUGGAUUUUUUGUUUUUGUUCGCCUUUCCUGUCAGUGAUCACAGCGAUCCACUAACAGUGUUGAUAGACAGUUUAUACAUCUUUGUUCUGAGAUUUAAAAGCAAUACGUUACAUGGACUCUUUAAAUCGUCAAUAUGUUUAUGUUUGCGGUUAUGAUAAUGUUAUGUAGAUAUU
Molecule: messenger RNA, 2374 nt
Organism: Epinephelus fuscoguttatus (brown-marbled grouper)
Lineage: Eukaryota; Metazoa; Chordata; Actinopteri; Perciformes; Serranidae
Exons: 5
Coding region: 1-1800 (599 amino acids)
Molecular function (GO): DNA binding
Source: RefSeq, a predicted model, not a curated record